This is a messenger RNA of Torulaspora globosa, 894 nucleotides long. RefSeq names its product 60S ribosomal protein uL18 (gene RPL5). Gene Ontology annotation, molecular function: structural constituent of ribosome; 5S rRNA binding. Bases 1 to 894 code for a protein of 297 amino acids. Gene Ontology annotation, biological process: translation; ribosomal large subunit assembly. Lineage: Eukaryota; Fungi; Ascomycota; Saccharomycetes; Saccharomycetales; Saccharomycetaceae. Gene Ontology annotation, cellular component: ribosome; cytosolic large ribosomal subunit. The record is from RefSeq and is a predicted model, not a curated record. The transcript has a single exon.
AUGUCCUUCCUAAAGAUCGUCAAGACCUCUGCUUACCAUUCUCGUUUCCAAACUGCCUUCAGAAGAAGAAGAGAAGGUAAGACCGAUUACUACCAAAGAAAGAGAUUGGUCGCUCAACACAAGGCCAAGUAUGCUACUCCAAAGUACAGACUAGUGGUCAGAUUCACCAACAAGGACAUCAUCUGCCAGAUCGUGUCUUCCACCAUCACCGGUGACGUUGUGUUGGCUGCUGCUUACUCCCACGAGCUUCCAAGAUACGGUAUCACCCACGGUUUGACCAACUGGUCCGCUGCUUACGCCACCGGUCUGUUGAUCGCCAGAAGAACCCUGCAGAAGUUGGGCUUGGACGAGACCUACAAGGGCGUCGAGGAAGUUGAAGGUGAAUACGAAUUGACCGAGGCUGUCGAAGAUGGUCCACGUCCUUUCAAGGUGUUCUUGGACAUCGGUUUGCAAAGAACCACCACUGGUGCCAGAGUGUUUGGUGCUCUAAAGGGUGCUUCCGACGGUGGUCUGUACAUCCCACACUCCGAGAACAGAUUCCCAGGUUGGGAUUUCGAAGCUGAAGAGUUGGACGCUGACUUGUUGAGAUCCUACAUCUUCGGUGGUCACGUCUCUCAAUACAUGGAAGAAUUGGCCGACGACGAUGAGGAGAGAUUCUCCGAGUUGUUCAAGGGUUACUUGGCCGAUGACAUCGAUGCUGACUCUCUUGAGGACAUCUACGCUUCCGCUCAUGAAGCUAUCAGAGCUGACCCAUCAUUCAAGCCAACUGAAAAGAAGUUCACCAAGGAGCAAUACGCCGCUGAAUCCAAGAAGUACAGACAACAAAAAUUGACCAGGGAACAAAGACAAGAACGUGUUGCUGCCAAGAUCGCUGCUUUGACCGAGAGCCAGUAG